Molecule: messenger RNA, 2788 nt
Organism: Cydia pomonella (codling moth)
Lineage: Eukaryota; Metazoa; Arthropoda; Insecta; Lepidoptera; Tortricidae
Exons: 2
Coding region: 977-2788 (603 amino acids)
Source: RefSeq, a predicted model, not a curated record
CGUCAUCCGAAGGGCCUUUGUCGGUGUCAAGGUACCGGUGGUCCUCGAGCCCAACGAUCUGACCAGGGUCGAUGGCAAGAGGCCUGACAGAAUGACGCUGAUGCCUUGGAGUAUGGGUCAGCCACUUAUCUGGGAGACUGGGAUACCCUGCGUGGAUACCCUGGCGCCGUACUAUUCCAGGCACCAAAGUUGACGCUGGUGCGGCCGCAUCCUCGGCCGAAAGCCCAUAUCGUUGGAAGUAUGCCACACUAGGUAGUAGCUACAUAUUUGCGGCGUUUGGGGUGGAAAUCCUGGGGCCGUGGGGUCCUAGCGCGCGUCGCCUCUAUGAGGAGCUGUCAAAGUGCCUUAUAGAGGCUUCUGGUAACCAGAGGGCUGGCCAAGAUUUUGCUCAGCGGAUCAGUAUUGCCAUCCAGCGGGGCAAAUUUUUAAUUUAUAAGUUUUUUAAAAGUGUUUUAUUAUGUUUUACAUACCUGGUUUUUGUUGUAUCAAUAAUAUAAAUAUUAAGAUAGGUACAUGAUUAACAGAGGCCGGAAUUUUCGUGGCAUUUUUUAAUUGUAGUAGUAGUAAAGCACUUUAUUAUAUAAAAAGAAAAAUAAAACAGGAAAGAACACACAUCAAUUGUACAAAGGCGAACUUAUCCCUUUCAGGGAUCUCUUCCAAAUCUUUGAGCAAUUAAGGAAGACUUGACGGUUGACAUCAAAACUGUUCUAAACGGCAUAAAAGAAAAUAAUAAUUUAAGAUUGAGAAAUAUUCUUAAAUUAUUAUGACAUUUAUGACAUUUUGAUCGUUAUCAAUUUUUUUCACUCAAGUUGAAAGUAUAAUAAGAAAUAAUGUUUAUUAUAGUGGCUUAUUAUUAUACUUUAUUCUAAUUUUUGUUGCAGUUGACAAGAUUAUUUUUAAAAUCGUUUUAUCGGAAAACUAUGAUCACUUAAUAUUUAAACUGGAAACAAAAUAUUUGCAACUAAAAUCUGAAGAAAUGAAGAGUCCAAAUACGUUAAAUUUACAAAAAAACAGUAAUUCAAGUGUUAAAAUAGGACCAACUGAUACAGCUGAAUUGAAGACGUUUUCAGUUAAUAUUGACUUCAAAAUAUCAAAGGAAAAUGAAAAGAAAGAAACGACACUAAAAGCGAAUAGUCACAGCGAUGUAGCAAAUAAUUCAACUGAUGAAGCACCUAAAAUUAUUUAUAAAUCUAGUAAACUAAAACGUAGAACGUUGAAGAAAACUGUUUGUUACAAACAUUCGAAUAAAUUCAAAAAAACGAAUAAACAUAACGGUAUAAAAAACAUGAACAAGAAGAUAAAGAGAUGCGUUGCUAGAAAAGAUGCAAACUUAUGCGAAGUUCUGAACCAAAUAAGCCCUGAGUCGUUAUCUGAGUUAACAUCUUCUUGUCAAAUAUUGAAACAAGUACCCGGAAAGGAAAGCUUACUUGAUGAUUGGAAUUUGGCAGAAGAAAAUAUCGAUGAAAAUAGUGAAGAUUUCACGCCAUCAUUAUAUUCGGUGGAUUCGAUGAUGAGCAAUUACAGCCAGAAUACAAUAACACAUGCAAUUAAAACAGAAUCGUCUGAAACUGACAGUUUGGAUAGAUGUUCUGAAAGGUUUGUAAUAAAUGAACCAAUGAAAGCAAAUAUCAUCAACGUAUCCAGAGCCCAGGUAGACAAUAUAUCUUUUGGAAAUACGAAAAGUUUAGAUACUUUAACUGGAGAAGUUGAUUUAACUGAUAAUAUAGACGUUGGAGUUUGUCGUAAUGACCGAGUAGCUCCACCGACUUCCAAGUCUAUUGAAAGAGAUCUCUUUUCAGAUCAAACGGAACUGUUUACUUCUAGCGAAGCUAGUGUAGAAACUUUGGUAGACGACGGUAAGAAACUAAGGCCGUUUACUGAAAACGAAUGCUUUUAUCAAUCGAGCUCGAACUCUUUUUCGCAAUCUAGCAUCACACUCCACGUGGAUAAUUUUGAUAUCGUAUCAAAUAAAAAAUAUGCAAAAAUAUCUUUAUCUCACACUAAAACGCUUAUGGAUACAGUGAAUGAUAUGGGUAUGUUUCCGGAAAUGACUGGACCUAGAUCUUCAACUACGUUCAAUGAUGUUAUCGUUGCAGAAAGAUUAAUAACCAGUUUUAAGUUAUAUAAAGAAACUAAGGAUAAGCUAAACGGUAACUAUAAUCAAACUAACGAUUCUAAAACUAAGCCUUUAAAGAGUGUUGCACAAAAUGUAGACCCUGUACCAAAAACAAAUUUCAAACCAAAAAACAUUGAAAAGUUUCCUUUUAACGUCACUAUGAAUGAUUCAAACACAUGUACAAAUGAAUGCCAAAGUGACAAACCGUCUAGUUUAUCUGAACUUUGGGAGAAUUUGACCGCAGCUCUAGAUACUCAACUUCAAAAACUAGAAAAAUCACUCACUGAUACAAUUAUAGCAGAAACGAAAAUGUCGUUGAAUAUUUUAAGCAGAUUUAUGCAAUUUGGUUCUGAAAAACACAACAAGGUUGAUAUUGAAAGUAAUGUCAAUGAAGUACUAAAUCAACUGGACGAAGAUUUGCAAUGUAAUAUAUUAGAUGGACCUGUUAAACCUAAUGUUACAAACGCAGAUGUUUCUUUAUCUGGUUUGUUAUUUAAUGUCACGAAGGAAGUACAAUACAAUUUGAAACCAUCUUUUGAAAUUCUGAAACCUGCAGUAAAAUCCGCAGAGGAUAGCCUAGAUGUUUUAAGUGUAGAAGUAGAUAAACCAGGUCCAUCUGCUUCUUCAAGCCGUCAUUUGAGACCUUCGUUUUCAGUUUUCGUGUGUCAAUAA